ACCUCCCACGCGACGUUAACCUGCUGUACCGGAAACAAAAUGGCUGCAGGAGACUUCUGAGGGAGGAGAAGACCAGAGAAGCUUAGAGGGCCACAACAGCUACAUCUCUCCAUUGAGUCGGGCGGAAACAAUAGUCUUAGGCGUCAUCUAUCCUUAUCCAGCCCUGCCGCUUUGUAGAGAGGACGAGGAGCAUGGCUGCAUCUGGGAGAGUAGCAUCAUCAGGUGAUGAAAUCCCGUGGUGCUUCUCUCAAGUAAAAGGCACCAUUGAAGACGAAGUAGCAGAUGCUGAUAUAAUUUCAACCGUUGAGUUCAAUCAAGAUGGCGAAUUCCUAGCCACUGGUGACAAAGGAGGUCGAGUGGUUGUAUUUCAGAGGGAUGGAACCAGAGGAGCUAACAAACCCAGUGUAACGGCCUCGUCUGUCUUCAGAUGUGACUACAAUGUCUACAGUACCUUCCAAAGCCACGAGCCGGAAUUUGACUAUCUGAAGAGUUUAGAAAUUGAAGAGAAGAUAAAUCAGAUCUGCUGGGUAAAGCAGACAGGGUCGUCACUUUUCUUACUAACUACUAAUGAUAAAACAAUCAAACUAUGGAAGAUAACAGAGAGGUGUAGACGGUUCUCAGAUUUUAACACAUUCACAGACGAAGGCCUCCUCAGAGAGAGACACAUGAUUAAGAAGCUUAGAAUACCCAAGAAAAUAGACGAUGACAUCUCAAUUGAAGCAGCACCUCGAAGGAUCUUCUCAAACGCUCACACAUAUCACAUCAACUCGAUAUCAGUCAACAGCGAUGACUGCACCUUUCUCUCGGCCGAUGACCUCAGAAUUAACGUGUGGCACAUUGAAACAACCGGGCAGAGUUUUAAUGCUGUCGACAUUAAACCAGCUAACAUGGAAGAGCUCACCGAAGUUAUAACAGCCACCCAAUUCCACCCGUUCAAUUGCCACGAGUUCAUAUACUCAAGCAGCAAAGGAACAAUCAGACUGUGCGACAUGAGAGAGAAAGCCCUCUGUGAUCAACAUGCUAAGUUGUUUGAAGAGCCAGAGGAUCCAAGUAGUCGCUCGUUUUUCUCUGAAAUCAUAGCCUCCAUUUCUGACGUUCGUUUCAGCAGGAGCGGCCGAUACAUUCUCUCGCGCGACUACCUUACGGUGAAACUAUGGGAUGUUGCCAUGGAGUCCCGACCGGUUGAAGUGUACCCGGUCCACGACUACCUGAGGAGCAGACUCUGUUCGCUGUACGAGAACGACUGCAUUUUUGACAAGUUUGAGUGUGGAUUUAACGGAGAUGACAGUCAAAUCAUCACUGGUACUUAUAACAAUUUCUUUCGUAUUUUUGAUCGCCAGUCUGGUCAUAGCUACACGUACGAAGCAUCAAGAGAUAUGAACACACUUGGUCAAAUCCUCAGAAAUAAAAAGGUCGUCGCUUCAAACACCGCCCCCAAGAAACGCAAGGACGAAGUCUCCGUUGAUAACUUAGAUUAUGCUAGGAAGAUAUUACAUCCAGUGUGGCACCCGAGGGACAAUAUCCUAGCGAUUGCUGCCACUAAUAACCUCUACCUGUUUCACGAACAGCAACCUUGAUGAAUCAUUUGAUGACUAGUGUGGUAAAAUUUAUUAUUAUUAUUAUUAUUAUUAUUAUUAUGUGUAGCUUAUUAUUAUUAUUUAAUUUAUUAUUAUUAUUAUUAUUAGCGACUCACUUUCCAUUUUCACUUCCAUUCCUUCUCACUCUCGUAUUCUGUCUUUCUCACAUACACACACCUUUCCCCCCUCUCUCUUCUCUCUGCUAACAAAUGCACAACCAUUAAUGCUUCUUGCUGCUCCUCUCUCAUUGUUGUCUCACUUUUAAGUGUUAUUUCUAUUCGAAUGUGUUCGCCUCUUGCAAUGUAAAAAAGUACCUUUUCUCUUUCAACUUUAUAACAUUGUUAUUAUUACUAUUAUUAUUUAAAAGAAAAUUUAAUUUUUGUACUCAUCUCAGUGCAAAACAAAGUCA
This is a messenger RNA of Amphimedon queenslandica, 1986 nucleotides long. Its product is annotated as serine/threonine-protein phosphatase 2A 55 kDa regulatory subunit B delta isoform-like. Lineage: Eukaryota; Metazoa; Porifera; Demospongiae; Haplosclerida; Niphatidae. Gene Ontology annotation, molecular function: protein binding; protein phosphatase regulator activity. The transcript is spliced from 8 exons. Bases 192 to 1577 code for a protein of 461 amino acids. The record is from RefSeq and is a predicted model, not a curated record. Gene Ontology annotation, cellular component: protein phosphatase type 2A complex.